Messenger RNA from Penicillium subrubescens, 252 nucleotides. RefSeq lists its product as uncharacterized. The transcript is spliced from 2 exons. NCBI's taxonomy places the organism in Eukaryota, Fungi, Ascomycota, Eurotiomycetes, Eurotiales, Aspergillaceae. The record is from RefSeq and is a predicted model, not a curated record. The coding region runs from base 1 to 252 and encodes 83 amino acids.
AUGCUGCUCAUUCGUCGCGUCUACAGCCCGGUAUCCGUGGUUCGAAGCCUCAAGGGAUCCGAGAUCGUCCUAACUGGGGAUGGGGCAGGCGAUCUUGCGCUUGGACAAGCCACUAGCCACAGCGGCUUCCUGACGAGCAUUAACCCUGAAGGGUUGGUAGCGGCAGUACACACAUUCGCAAAAGCAAACAAACGCAGUGGAAAUGUCAACCGCAAAGAUGGCGAUAGCUUGUCAGGGGGUAUACCCUUUUAA